UCUACUUUGUAUAAAAUGUCAAUGAACUAAAAGCGAAAGAGUUGUCAAACUUUUUAUUAAUUUCACUCUCUCAAAAUCUGGCUCAGUCGUCAAUUUUCUUUUAUCAAUCCGAAUGUUUUCCUGCAUUUCUCAGUUCGUAUUUCGCUUCCGGGAAAUCUUUGCAAUGGAAAACAACCUGACUAUAGUCGACAUGCCAUUCGAAGUCCUCGAUCUGAUAUUCAAGGAACUGUUCAAUCUAAAAGAUAAACUGCAACUGGCUCAGGCUCACGAAAAGUUGGGUAGAGCCUUCUCCUACCACAGCCGAAGUGACUACAGGAGUUUGUAUCCAUAUGCUCGCAUACGCCCCGAAAUGUGGGUGGUACUUGUGCAAGAAUGUGGUGCGACCAUUGAGGAAUUUUCCACCAGUGAAAUUGAGAAUUUCCCAUGGAAUGAUCUAUUGGCUAAGGCGAUUGAGCAGCACUGCCCCAACCUGAAGUCGGUUAAAAUAUGUGUUUAUGAUAAUAAUUGCGACAGCGUGCAGUCCUUCUUAUUGAACAUGAGCCAAUCAUUGACAUCAGUUGAGCUAACUUUACAUAUAGACGACACUAAAAAGAUAUUCGAUGCGAUGGCAAAAAUGACUAAGCUGACCAAAUUUACACGCAAGGGAAUCCCAAACGAUGAAGUUUACCAGAUACAGAAAUUGACUGCUUUGGAGGAGCUGGUGAUGGAUAAUAAUGAUAGAUUUAAUCCCAACUCACCUCUUUAUUUACUCGAUAUUUGUGCUCCGCUCAAGAAUCUUCGCAGCUUGACAGUACUUGGCUCAACUAUUCUGCCCUCGGACAAGCCGCAUUCUAUGAUUUGGGUAAAUUUGGAGCAUCUUACAAUAGAUUUCUGCCAAGUAUUAACUGAACUACCAGAGUGUCCGAAGCUAAAAACUUUGCAUAUAGUAUACUCCUAUUGCAAUAUCGAUGGCCUUCUGUUCAGAUUUAUUCUACAGAACGGGAGAAAUCUUGUGAAAAUUAAUGAGAAUUCCAGGACCCACACACCUGAUGGAGAAAGCCUUCUUCAGGUCCUGCGAUCGUGUCCAAAGUUGCGAACCUAUUCUACUCCAAUGCAGAAUUUUAAAAUUUACCAGGCGUAUGUGCCAUCUAUUGUUGAAGUUCUUCGGGAAAAUGGAGUCAAGCGGGAGAAACCUUUUCAUUUAAUUAUAAAUGCACAUCCAAAGUGCAAAUGGCUGCAUCAAUCAAUUCCACGUGCGUCUUAUUCUGAUUUGAUUUUCAUUGCUUAUUUUUACAAUUAACAAAAAUACAAAGCUUUCCCAUUUAAAAUUAAGAAUGUUUUUGAUUUGUAUUGAGUUAAAGAAAAAGACGAAGAAAAAUUGUGAAAAAUGGUAGUCGACUGUCUUAUACAGUUAAAAGUUGAUUAUAAAAUUCAUUAAAUUAAAAGAAAACAAUAUUUCCACGUAAAUAAAAUAGUCUUAAAAAUGUCUGAUACCUGCUUUCGGAUUUCUGACCACAAACAAUAUUGCACUGUUACACGCACAGGAACAAAAAUGUGAAAUAAAUGACUAAUGCCCAAGCAAAACCAAAUCACACACGAACUUUGAACCUGCGGGUGAACCUGCAGGCCAAGCCAGGCCAACCAAUU
This is a messenger RNA of Drosophila gunungcola (fruit fly), 1626 nucleotides long. RefSeq lists its product as uncharacterized. Bases 113 to 1279 code for a protein of 388 amino acids. Lineage: Eukaryota; Metazoa; Arthropoda; Insecta; Diptera; Drosophilidae. The record is from RefSeq and is a predicted model, not a curated record. The transcript has 3 exons.